Messenger RNA from Sphaeroforma arctica JP610, 695 nucleotides. RefSeq lists its product as hypothetical. The record is from RefSeq and is a predicted model, not a curated record. Gene Ontology annotation, cellular component: 90S preribosome; nucleolus. The transcript is spliced from 3 exons. Lineage: Eukaryota; Ichthyosporea; Ichthyophonida. Gene Ontology annotation, biological process: rRNA acetylation involved in maturation of SSU-rRNA. Gene Ontology annotation, molecular function: 18S rRNA cytidine N-acetyltransferase activity; tRNA binding. Bases 8 to 628 code for a protein of 206 amino acids.
GUUCCAAAUGCACGAUAUGAUGAGACUGGAGUCGUAUGCGAAGAACAUGGUAGAUUACCACGUGUGCAUGGAUCUACUGCCCACCAUUGCCCGUGCCUUCCUUCUUGAUCGUAUUCCCGUUAACCUCUCCAUCAUACAGACGGCUCUGUUAGUGGCAGUAGGGCUUCAACACCGAUCAAUCGACGAAUUGUCUAUUGAGCUAGGCCUGCCGGCCACCCAACUCUUAGCCUUAUUCAACAGGGCCAUGCGCAAGAUAGUCGAGUUCUUCCGAACUGUUGAGGAACAGCACACCGGCAGUCUGUUGCCCUCGCAGAAUAGUGCGCCUAUAAUGACAGCCAGGGCUACUACCGUGGACCAGGAGCUGGAUGAAGCGGCUAAGGAGGUGAAUGAGGACCUGAAGCGGAAACAGGACGAAUUGAUUAGUUCUCUGUCGCUCGAGGAGUAUACGGUGGAUGCGAAUGUGAUGGCGUUUGACGAUGCGUUGAAGAGCGGCAAGGCGCCCUCAACAAUCAGUGUUAAAUCCGGUAAAAGACCUGCAGACGACAAACCGAGCAAGAAAGCGAGUGACAAAAAAUCAAAGACUUCGGAUAAGCACAAAGGGAAGAAAAACAAAAAGCAGAAAACCUGAAUUGCGAAUAUAGGAACCGCAUACGUGAAAUGUACCUUUAUAAUGAUGUAAAUAAAUAUAGUAGACA